AUGUUGUUGUACCUCGUUAGACAUGGUCAAACAGAAUUAAACGAGCAAGGUAUUGUACAAGGACAUAUGAAUCCACCUCUAUCACCACGUGGAGAAGAACAAGCAAGAAAGUUAGGCGAGUGGUUGAAACUAGUCCCUUUCACUGAAGCCUGGUCUAGUCCUCUCAAGAGGGCUGAGGAUACUGCUAAGAUCAUCUGUUCGUUCCAACCCAAAGUGAAACUUCGAACCGACGAGAGGCUGAUCACUCGAGGAGCCGGAGCUGCCCAAGGCAAGAGAUGGGAAGAGAUCGAACACAAUUUGGACGACUUUGGGAUGGAAUCAGAGGAGGACCUUGCGAAAAGAUUGCAUGAUUGGUUGAAAGUAUUGGUUGACACCCAUACACCAAUCUCUUCAACAUCAGCUACACCUAUUUCUCCCUUAUCACCUCUUUCGCCUUCUGGAACCAAUCUGGAAAGAGCCCUAAGUUCAAUAGUUGGAUUGCCCAGACCAGGUAUAUCUAGAAAUCCAAGUACUCCAGCCGGAGCUGGAAAAGGUUCAGGUAUCGUUUUGGUUGUGACUCAUCAAGAAUGUUUAUCAUCUCUCGCGCAAUUACUUACUGCAACAACUGAUCCAGCAGAGAUCAUUGGGAAAAGCCCAAUAGAUAUACACGUUCCUGAAAAUAUCGACUUUGGGCGACAAGUCGGGAAUACAAGUGUUGCGAUAUUGAGAGUUUGGUGGGAAGAUGACGGCUCCAAUGGGAAUGGGAUGGAAGCUAGAGGUAGACUAGAAGCUUGGGGGAGCGAAGAUCAUCUUCACGAGGAGUGA
Kwoniella shivajii is the source of this 804-nucleotide messenger RNA. RefSeq lists its product as uncharacterized. The transcript is spliced from 4 exons. Gene Ontology annotation, biological process: regulation of pentose-phosphate shunt; negative regulation of glycolytic process. Gene Ontology annotation, molecular function: fructose-2,6-bisphosphate 2-phosphatase activity. The record is from RefSeq and is a predicted model, not a curated record. Lineage: Eukaryota; Fungi; Basidiomycota; Tremellomycetes; Tremellales; Cryptococcaceae. The coding region runs from base 1 to 804 and encodes 267 amino acids. Gene Ontology annotation, cellular component: cytosol.